ACUAUGUAAUAAAACAAGAUACGCCCAGAGAACAAGGAAAACUAAUAGGGUUCAUCCUCUCAUUGUUCCAAUGUUUCAUAUAGAAUUAGAAAAAAAUAUGUUAAAAACUGUACCCUCUAUCGCCGCCACAAUGUUUUCGAAAAAUGGGGAUAACUCUAGAACAGAAGGUCACAGAUCGCUGAAAAUGAGGACAUAUAAAACAUAGUUAAGAAUUAUUGGAAAGCAAAUCACAUACUCCUAUCUUGGGAGUGAAAUGUGUGGACAAUUCCUCAACAAAUAGAUAAUGUUGUUUAGCUCCGUUCGAGUGUACUGUGCACCUUUAAACAUUAUCAUAACAAUUACAUAAUCACAUGCAUGCUUUAUCAAGUGGUAUGUCAUGUAUAUAAAUAUGUAUACAUAUAUUGUAUAGUGUACAUAUAAUAUAUCUACUUACUGAUUAAAAGGAAACUAUGUACAAGGAAGAAGUAAAUAUGAAAUGAUAUCAAUUCAGCGAAUUCUAAAAUUAGUAGAAGUAUUAAUCAUUGCAUAAAAGUAUGUAAAUUGGGAUUUUGAUUUGACGGCAAGGACCUACUAAAACAGAAAACACAUAUACGAAUAUACUAAGGUAGAGUUAGGAUAUUAAGAAUGGAUUAUGAAAUAAUCCAGGAUGUAAGAAAAUGUCAGAGAGUUAUAGAGACUUUGAUGAAAGAAGAAAUAAUUUCUUGUGACGCAGAAGGUAUCAAUUUAGGCAAAGAUGGCCCAUUAACACUUCUACAAAUAGCUACAACUGACGGCCAUGUAUAUUUAUUUGAUAUCCAUAAAGAAAAACGUAUGUUCCAAGAUGGUGGACUAAAACAACUUUUAGAGAGUAAUCAUGUUCUCAAGGUAUUUCAUGCAUGUUCUAGUGAUAGCCAAGCAUUGGAGUAUCAGUUUGGUGUUUCUCUAAAAAAUGUUUUUGAUACUCAGGUGGCUCAUCUGGUUAUACUUGAACAACAAGGUCGUUUAAUUCCACAAAUGUUAAAAUUAUCAAAGAUAUGUGAAAUCUACGGCACCACUAAAAUGGAAGAAAAGACUGGUAUGCAUAAAAAAUGGAACAAAGUGUUUGAUUACUGGGAAAUUAGACCGCUCACAGAGGAAAUGAUUGAAUACGCAUGUGCUGAUGUGAGAGUCUUAGUGCCGGGAAUCUAUGAAAACCAAAUACGAAUGCUAAAGGACAUGAAUGCCAUGAAAAUAUUCAGUGAAAGGGUGGACGAAAUGGCUAAUUACCUUAGGGAUCCGAAUCUUCAAAAGACAAGGAAAGAGAGAAUGGCAAAUGGCCGGAAAGCAGUAUUGCGAAACAUGUGCUUAAAAUAUCAAACGUAUGUCUCCAGUGAAACAUUGAUUGAUGAGGAUGAAAAGGCAGCUCUUGGUACAACGUGGACUGAAAAAGAGAUUGACUUAUAUAUGAACCCCUUUGUCCAGUAUAUGUACUACGAAGGCUUUGUUAACGGUCUCAAGGAACUCCAGAGUGAAAUGGACCGAGAUGGCGAUGAUUUUAAUGCUAACGUCAGAGACUACAUUAAACUUUGUAAAGCGAAAUUAUACCCCAAACCGAUGCUUAAAAUGUUAGCUAACGAUCUGUGCACGAGAUUUCGUCAAUUUAUAUUUAAUGAUAUGGUAAAUAAAUAUAAUAAACAAACACCUCUGUAUUAUUUGGGGUCGUUAGAGAAAGUGCUCUUAAAAGAAAUUCGUAUUAAUAGUUCUAAGGACAAAUCAAGAUAUCAUUCGGUCUUGGUGGAUCUUCAUUUUAAGUUAACUGAAGAUUGUAUCAAACAGUUUCAUCAAACUUUUAUAGAGAUUCCUUCUAAAGUUAUAGUUACUAAGGGGUAUUAUUCUUUUUUAUCCUGCCAAACCAAACGAUCAUUUGUUCCCGUGAAUGUGUGUAAAGCUGCAACACAACUUAAGCAAGCUAUUGAUAAAGCAGGAAAGGGUCCUGUUCAGAAAAAGAAUAGUCGAUCAACUGGCCGACCACCGUCUGGUCAAAAUUAAGUUUGAUAUUUGACGAAAAGCCAUGUAUUACACUGAGACAAAAUUAUUGUCGGCCAUCCAUUUAAUACAAGACAUUUUGUAUGGUUUCCGAAUCCCUGCUUAUGUUACCCUAACACAAAUGACUCUUAUACUCCAUAAUCAUGGCGGUUUCCUCUGAAUAAAACGUUAUAUAGAAAUAUGAAUUAAUUGAUAUAUUUAUUUUUAUUUCCAUUUCUGACAACAAUCUUCAAAGAAAAAUAGUUUUCAUAUCUAGCCAUUUCCUCCUUCCAUUUCAUUUCUUAUGAAUACAAUAUUGUUUAUUUUAUGGUUUUUAUUUUCGUAAUAAAAAAUAUGCUUUACA
Patella vulgata (common limpet) is the source of this 2347-nucleotide messenger RNA. RefSeq lists its product as uncharacterized. The transcript has 6 exons. Lineage: Eukaryota; Metazoa; Mollusca; Gastropoda; Patellidae. Gene Ontology annotation, molecular function: nucleic acid binding; 3'-5' exonuclease activity. The record is from RefSeq and is a predicted model, not a curated record. Bases 625 to 2007 code for a protein of 460 amino acids. Gene Ontology annotation, biological process: nucleobase-containing compound metabolic process.